CGGCAGAGAUCUCCUCGUCCUCGUUUUUCCAGAAGUGCCGAGUUGCAGGUUAGGCGUGUGCCUAAACUCCCAGCCGGUCAUCCAGCCGGUCAUUGCGUGCGACGGUUUUCACUUGAUCUGGGGAUUUGGGGUAACCGCUCCUCUGCCCACAUUUGAUCCACCCUGCCCGCAGGGCAUCAGCGCCACGUCGUUCAGUUCCAGAAUCUCUGGGAACGGAGCAAUAGGGUCGCAGCGGGUGAGCUGCCGUGAAUGGCAACAGCAGAACAAGACCGCACUCACAUAAUGGAAGAGCGAACCAGUUCCUUUAUCGAGUUAAAGAACGAUACGCCCAAGAGCAGAGGAAGUGCCCGUCCAUCCGGCCGCUUGUCCCGCAGCCGACAGAGCGCCAGUAUGAGUCAGAGCCAGAGCCACGCCCGCAGCCGUGUGCUCUCGCACAGUGCCAAGCCUUACACCGAUGCCGACGCGAACGAAACGAUCCUACGUGCCAAUGCACCGCCCAACUAUCAUGGCGGCUUCAACGACAUCAUGAAGCAAAUCAAGGCCAAGAACUAUUACACGCAACAAUUCCAGCGCAUCCAGCAACAGACUAACAUGGGCCGUUCGUUGUUUUUCUCCAACGUCGCACCAACAUUCUACGAAGACAACUACCUCGCCAUUGCGCAGGAAACUUCCGUAGACCGAGUGCGCGCCUGUUUCUUCAUCGGGCUCGUGGGUCUUACCGCACUCUACCUGAACGAGUGGCAGUCUGACCAAUGGUCCAAGUCGGAGAAAAAUGGACGUACGGAUCAGGACGAGACGACCAUUAUCGUCAUGACUUUUGGCGUCAUGUUGCCGACUUUCAUGCUGGGCAUCAUUGCCACUUUCACAAGCAUCGGCCGGAAGUACUUGGAGAACGUCACGGCCACAGUGUUCGUGAUUGUUGCCGCCAUGAUGAUUGCCAAGAAACCCGUCGAGAAAUACAAAGGCCCCAUCAUUCCGUUGCUAAUUCUGCUGAUCCCAAUCUUCGGUAUCACCCGCAUGCGCUACAUCAAGUCGUGUUGCAUCGGGUGGGGCAUUUUCUUCAGCUAUCUCAUCGUCAUGAUGAGUGUCCGCAACACUCUGCCACAACCCGAUCUGUUCGACUCCUACACGGACAUUUCGUACCAAGCUAUCAACUACGGUAUCACUGCAAUUGGCGGUAUGGUGUCGCAAUACCGACAGGAACUUCUUCGUCGUCGGAACUUUUGUCUGCAACUGCCGUUCUCCGGCACAAUGGACGCCGACGCUGUGGCCGAAAUCAAGACGGAUAAGUUCAGUAGGAAGACGCUCAUGCACCGCUGGUCGCUCAAGUUCCGGCACCCAGAAGUCGAGGAAUGCUUCUACCGGUACUGGUACCUCAUUGACCCGUUUCCGUACGAGAAUCCGAACUCGGGAUCCCUCCAUCAGGGAGUGUUCCGGACGAUCCGCUUUGCUAUCUGGACGCUCUUACUGAACCAGCUCGUGCUUCUUCUUCAAGAUAUCAAGUUCCUCGAAGUCAAAAAGGACGCGCUUGUCGACGAUAACGACUUGACGUAUGCUCUUGUACUUCGAUUCGGCGUCACGGUGCCACUGUAUUUCUCCGCCGCCUUGUUCAUGUAUUUCCUGGGUAAAGCCUUCUACGCGCGAUGGGUGAAAGAAGCUGAAGCCGCCAAGAACGCCGCUCUUACCAGAGACUCGAUGGUUUCCGUUGGAUUGGUCGUGGAGGCCGCUCAGAUCAAAUACGCGACCAAAGACCGCGUCCUGGACGUGCUCAUCAACAAAGGUGGUUACGUGCGUUCGACGCAGGUCUUCUCUUCCGUGGUGAUUGCCUGUCAUGUGUGUUGCAUGGGCAUUCUUCUGCUGGCUGUAUCCACGGGCGCAAAGGUCGAUGCGUACGAGAAGACACACAACGCGUCUCCCGGUCAGCCGAAACCCGUGUACUAUAUGGGUUUCUUGAACGCCGUGCUGUUCGCACAUCGCUCAGGCUUCCGUGUGCGCUUCAUCUACGCGACGUACACAACUUUUGUUGUGGCGUUAGGCAUCAUUAUCGCUGCCAGUAGCAUGUCGCCAGCUUACUACCAACAGUACGCGGGCUACGUGUCUGUGAUCUUCCUCAUGGGAAUGAUGAUCUCGUACGAGGAAGAGUGUUUGCGUCGAUCGUUCUUCGUCCUCAAGUCGAUCCGCACGCUGGAGUUUGAAGAAUGGUUUGGCGUCGUGUUGCGGAUCCAAGGCUGGGUUAAAGAACGUUUCCGCAAAAAGUUGCAAGAUGUGCGAUCCAAGGGCAGCAAAGACUUCGACAGUGCCAGGAAGGCAGAGGCUGUCGUGCCGCUCAUCAACACGUCGGCGCAAAUGGCGUAUGCCUCCAAACUCGGCAUGUACUCGCAGAUGGUUAACAUCAUUAUCGCUGUUGCAGAUGUGAUCACUAGCAGUCUGUAG
Phytophthora infestans T30-4 is the source of this 2433-nucleotide messenger RNA. RefSeq lists its product as uncharacterized. The transcript has 4 exons. The record is from RefSeq and is a predicted model, not a curated record. Bases 250 to 2433 code for a protein of 727 amino acids. NCBI's taxonomy places the organism in Eukaryota, Oomycota, Peronosporomycetes, Peronosporales, Peronosporaceae.